GCAGAGAAGGCUUGAGCGUUGGGGAGGUGGGUCCCCGCGCCCUGGCGCCAAGGCAGCCCCAGAGCCCUCUACGAGGCUGGCAGUGAGGCCCCUAGGGAGGAGGUGGCUGCUGUGGCGCGGGAACGGCGACCUUGGCUAGACGGAACCCGCGGUGGACGUAGGGCGGAGGCCGGAGCCCCGCCAGGAGUCUUUGCGGAGCCGGAGGGAGGCGCAUCUGGCGCUUCGGUACCCGCGGCAGCCGGGGGGCUUAAGCUGUGCUGGAGAAGCGCAGUGGGAGCUGGGGAGUGCUAACCGGUCUGGAGGGCGGACCCCUGCGUCUCCGAGCCCAGUCUCAGGCACCGUGGGACGAAGCCACGCGUCUUUUCAGGCAUCCAGUUUCACACACGCCAGUUUGCGGUUCCAGGUAUCCCAGUAAGCUCUAGCACCCAGGCGCCGACAACUGGAGGCGGGGAGCCAAGUCCUCGGCGACCAGGGCACCUCCCCUGACAGCCUUACAGGGACCAGGGCGUCAGGGCUCUCGGACCCCACCACAGGUUAGACACCUAGCUCCGAGGAGCGCGAGCCCCACCCUAGAAAGAGGGCGCACGCAGCCUGGCGCUGGGAAGCGCUGCUGCGCUCCAGAGGUUGUGUCGGGGGGCGCUGUCCUAGUGGCGGGGAGCGCAAAGCGGAGGGGACAUGAGAUCGGAGAAAUCCCUUACGUUGGCGGCGCCGGGGGAGGUCCGUGGGCCCGAGGGGGAGCAACAGGAUGGGGGAGACUUCCCGGAGGCCGGUCCAGGAGGGGGCUGUUGUAGUAGCGAGCGGCUGGUGAUCAACAUCUCCGGACUGCGCUUUGAGACACAGCUGCGCACCCUGUCGCUGUUUCCCGACACGCUGCUGGGAGACCCCGGCCGCCGCGUCCGCUUCUUCGACCCCCUGAGGAACGAGUACUUCUUCGACCGCAACCGGCCCAGCUUCGACGCCAUCCUCUACUACUACCAGUCGGGGGGCCGGCUGCGGAGGCCCGUCAACGUGCCCUUGGACAUUUUCCUGGAAGAGAUCCGCUUCUACCAACUGGGGGACGAGGCCCUGGCGGCCUUCAGGGAGGAUGAGGGCUGCCUGCCCGAGGGUGGCGAGGAUGAGAAGCCGCUGCCCUCCCAGCCCUUCCAGCGCCAGGUGUGGCUGCUCUUCGAGUACCCGGAGAGCUCUGGGCCCGCCCGGGGCAUCGCCAUAGUCUCCGUGUUGGUCAUUCUCAUCUCCAUCGUCAUCUUUUGCCUGGAGACCUUGCCCCAGUUUCGUGCAGAUGGUCGAGGUGGAAACAACGGCGGUGGUGUGGGCAGAGUCUCCCCAAUUUCCAGGGGGAGUCAGGAGGAAGAGGAGGAUGAGGAUGACACGUAUACAUUUCAUCCUGGCAUCCCCUCUGGGGGCGUGGGGGCGGGGGGCUCAAGCUCACUAAGUACUCUCGGGGGCUCCUUCUUUACGGACCCCUUCUUUCUGGUGGAGACCCUGUGCAUCGUUUGGUUCACUUUCGAGCUCCUGGUGCGCUUCUCCGCCUGCCCCAGCAAACCAGCCUUCUUCCGCAACAUCAUGAACAUCAUUGACUUGGUGGCCAUCUUUCCCUACUUCAUCACCCUGGGCACCGAGCUGGUGCAGCAGCAGGAGCAGCCGUCGGCCAGCGGAGGGGGUGGCCAGAAUGGGCAGCAGGCCAUGUCCCUGGCCAUCCUCCGAGUGAUCCGCCUGGUCCGGGUGUUCCGCAUCUUCAAGCUCUCCCGCCACUCCAAGGGCCUGCAGAUCCUGGGCAAGACCUUGCAGGCCUCCAUGCGGGAGCUGGGCCUGCUCAUCUUCUUCCUCUUCAUCGGAGUCAUCCUCUUCUCCAGCGCCGUCUACUUCGCAGAGGCCGAUGAUGACGACUCGCUGUUUCCCAGCAUCCCAGACGCCUUCUGGUGGGCAGUGGUUACGAUGACCACAGUAGGUUACGGGGACAUGUACCCCAUGACAGUGGGGGGCAAGAUCGUGGGCUCGCUGUGUGCCAUCGCUGGGGUCCUCACCAUCGCCCUGCCGGUGCCAGUCAUUGUCUCCAACUUCAACUACUUCUACCACCGGGAGACAGAGCAGGAGGAGCAAGGCCAGUACACCCAUGUCACUUGCGGGCAGCCUGCACCGGACCUGAAGGCAGCUGACAAUGGACUUGGCAAGCCUGAAUUGUCUGAGGCCACCCGGGAACGUAGGCCCAGCUACCUUCCCACUCCACAUCGUAUAUAUGCAGAGAAAAGGAUGCUCACUGAGGUUUGACCCAAGCAGGCAGGGCCUGCACGAGAAGGGGGACACUGAGCAAAUAAUCUCCUAGGCUUCUUUCUCAUUCCCCAGAAUCUCACCAGAACUCCAGGUGACUCCCUGCCUCCUUCCCCUACACCCAGUGCAUGGCAUCUGGGACCAAUUACCUGGACUGUCAACUCUGUUGCUUGGUCCCUGCAGUAUUCAAGGUUUAUCCAUCUAAGCAACAUUUUUGAAAUUCUAAUGGUGCCACCCAGUUAUGCCCAUCUUCUGUUACAUGGAUGAGAUUUCUGUCUGACUUUUCCUCAAGACUCUGAUUUUUCAUGUCUGAGACUUGUAAUACCUGUAGGAACAGAGAUUUCAACAGGACGGAAACCAGGUUAUCCCUGGGUCCUGUUUCUCCCAGUGGUGUCCUUUGCUUUGGGGCAUGCACCCGCCUUAGCCAGAUGGUAACUGGCGGCAGCUGGAGAACAGAAAUGGUACUCACCUUGCUGUUUUAUUCCAGAGCUCUGUAACACCUUCUGGUCAUCCACGGAGGACCCUUGGUAGAACCUUUAGCUGCACAGCCUCAAAAUAUGUUCAUCUCUAACCUGGGAUGGAAUUAGAGAAACUACAAUUACACUUGGCCAUUUGGAGGACACUAAAGUCAGUCCCCGAUCAAAGGGGCCAGUGGAUUUUUCCAGGUGUGCUCUGGCAGUCAACAUCAGUCUUUGGUCUUCAUUUAGUCUUCCCCACUCUCAUCCCCUGACUCUCUGUAGCUUCCAGGAAGGCUCUUUCUUAGAGCCAAAUACUCUUUUUGUGCAAGUGCCUUCCUGUGCAGAGGAACUGGAAAAAGGGAACCACAAAGCCAGGAGAGAUGGCUGAAUAGAGUCAAGCAACUGGCAUGUCUACAUAUCUGAAGAGAGAUGCCACUUAAACAGAUAUUGUCAUCUCAGAGGGGCAGAGGAAUCUUCUUGCUGAUGGCAAAUUUCUCUUCCUUGUUUUCCCCCAACCUCUUUAGCCCGGCACCCUUCUUCUUGGGAAUUUGAUUUAGGAUCAUAAUUGAAGGCUUUCUAAAGCAAACUUCAGCUUAAACCUGUAGACAGGUAAAAGCACACAUUAGAUGCUAGCAUGGCCCCCCCCCCCCCAUCUUGUGGGCAAUGAAAUAGAUGGUUUAGAGUAAGGAAGAAGCAUUAUGCCUUUGCUGACAGUCUCACUGCUAGAGGUUUUUUGCUGAGUCAAGCAAACAUUCACCCCUUGGAGCUGCAGCCAACUUGCUCAAACUGGUAAGGUAACAAGGUGGUGUCACCACCUGGACUAAGCCAUCUUCUUCCAUCGUGAAACUCCUGCCUACCAUCCUACUGCCCACUUCCCCUCAUUUCUCUCCUGGUAACAUUGUCAUUUGUUUGUUGCCUUGAUAAACUGUGAUGUACCGUUCUGAGCUCUUUUAGGUACAGUUCAGAAACUGAAAGGACUGUUAACAUGUUUUAAAUUUUAUAUCUAUGCUUUAAGACUCUUUGAUGAGAAAUUUUUUUAAAACUUAUUUUCUCGAAGAGAAAUUUAUGAGGGGUGUUCUUGUGAGGGUUUUCUUGAGAGGCACUGUGGCUCCUGUGAGUACCAGAUCUAAAUCUGGAUUUUGCCACAGCCUUACAGGGUAACUUUGGUGCCACAGUUCCUCUUUGUGCCUCAGUUUCCCCACCCAUUAAAUGGGAACAUUAAUGUCUUCCCUCCCUACCUCAUGGGGAGUCCAGUAAACUCAUCUGGGAAGCUGGGGUUGAUGCUAUGCAAAUGUGUGAAUUUUUGUAAAAUGGACUUGGUUUUUAGUUCAUUACCCUGUCUCCCAUCUCCCAUAGGCAAAGCCUCCUUCCAGAGUUUCUGCCUUGGAUCCAAAGCCCAAGAAUAGGCCAUUCUGGGUCAUUAGCUCCUUAACUCCCUGCUUAGCCUCUUGAACUGGGCCUCAGUCUUUCUUCUUACGCUUCAGAAAGGAAGAUGCUCUUUAGACAGGUUCCGUGGGAUCCUUCUAGGGCCAUGGACCACCUUGAUCGGGAGCUUGGCUUCUCCAAACCUGAAACAUGGUAGGAUAUAGAGGAGUUCGUGAUUUAGAAACCUUCUCUGAGGCCAUCAAGUGCUGCUUUUACAAAUUUCUUCCGUUCCUCCUGGCUAUUGGGGGAAAGGAGAAGGGCCCAGCCGGGGGUAAAUGUUGGAACACGUGGGCAUGUAUCUCUCUGUAUGUGUAUGUGAUCACCCUCAUCACCAUAUCUAAUAAAACAUUUCCUUUUCAAGUCAGACAGAGCAUGCCUGAAAGUAAAGGGUUUGUGGAGAGCUGCGCUCUCUAGGGACUCUGGUUGCCAUAGCAACCUUCCAGACUGUUCUAUCUUCUGAUUUGGGCAGCAAGGGAGAUCAGAAGACUACAUAUCCUUAGCUUCUGAAAUGGGAACACCUCUCUCAUAGAGGGUUAGGGGCUGGUAGUGCUGGGACAGAGAUGUGUGACCUUUGGAAAAUGAGGGGGAACCAGGUCCCCAAAACUUACACCCUGGACCUUUCUUCCUGGUUUCCCCACCCAGUCACUGAUGCUGCCUCAUCUCACCUCUGAUUCUUCAGAAACUUGAAUGCUAAGCAACUGCCAGUUAAUGUCAGUGUUAUCUUUUUCAAAAUAACAAGGGGGGGCGGGACUUGCUCCUCCAGAGGCAGUCAGGCUGGGCUUCUCAGAGAGUCACAGUAGUUUUAGCCCAUAGUAAUAUUAUGGAGUUUUCAUGUCCUCAGAGAGAGGCUCCUCCCAGCUCUAAGAGAGAUGAAGAGAAAUGAUAUUCUUUCCCCCAGGGAACAGUCUAGCUCCUGGGAGGAAUUUCAUAGGUGGUUCUUCUUAAGACGUUGAAGAAAAACAGAGAGGCUGUGACCUGACCUAGUUCCUGCAAAGGAUUUUGCCAAAUGAUCCCUCUCUGACUCUGAGCCUCUUUAUGUGGAUUUUGUGCCCUGAGCACCAAGAAAAUAUGCACCCUGUGUUGCCGUGACACCUGGGGUGCUGAUUUCACAGCCGCCAGCAAAGGCAGGGUUCAGGCCAUCCUUACACUUGACUCAGCCAGCAGGAGCUCCCAGAAGUCUUCCUGGAUCUGUGAGGCUCAUCGGAGACGUGGGAUAUUCCUGUGGCCUGACCACCCCCAAGGAGCGAGAGCGACAGCUGGCCAUCUUUGCAUCUGAGGUCCAGAGGCAGCAGGCCUAGCUGGAGAAAUCCUGGAUCAGAGAACCAGCUCCUGGAUUUUUAAGGAAAGAUUAAUAACUGUUACUCUGUUGAGUACCAAGGGAAAAGGCUGGCACAGUGGUCCAAGCAAGGAUACCUACACAUGGGUCUGAUAGCUGCUGGACAGAGAAGGCUUGGAACCUUAACUUCUCCAGAGGACGAGAUCCCUCCUUGGGCCAUCCAGCCUGACACCCCUCCAGUGGCCUCCCACGGCAGUGACCAGACUAGAAGAAACUGAGACUGAACCCACCGGCAUUAAAGAUGGGGCCCAAGAUAUUGGAGUGAGGCUGUAGGGAGAGGUGAAAGCUGGCAGUGUGGGCCAAAGCAACAAGGUACAAGGAGGUCUGAGGUCAAAUGAUUCCAGGAAGUGCAUGCCACAGCCCCACCCGGGAAAACAGUGGCCAUGGAAGACUAACAAAUAAAUAUAUGGCAAAAUCUUGGA
Molecule: messenger RNA, 5909 nt
Organism: Hipposideros armiger (great roundleaf bat)
Lineage: Eukaryota; Metazoa; Chordata; Mammalia; Chiroptera; Hipposideridae
Gene: KCNA6
Product: potassium voltage-gated channel subfamily A member 6
Exons: 3
Coding region: 676-2268 (530 amino acids)
Biological process (GO): potassium ion transmembrane transport; protein homooligomerization; action potential
Cellular component (GO): membrane; voltage-gated potassium channel complex
Molecular function (GO): protein binding; delayed rectifier potassium channel activity
Source: RefSeq, a predicted model, not a curated record